Molecule: messenger RNA, 443 nt
Organism: Postia placenta MAD-698-R-SB12
Lineage: Eukaryota; Fungi; Basidiomycota; Agaricomycetes; Polyporales; Adustoporiaceae
Exons: 3
Coding region: 1-267 (88 amino acids)
Biological process (GO): protein insertion into mitochondrial outer membrane; mitochondrial outer membrane translocase complex assembly
Cellular component (GO): mitochondrial outer membrane
Source: RefSeq, a predicted model, not a curated record
AUGCCGCACUCAGUCGCCUCCCUCGAUUCCGUAUCAGUCUCAUCGGACGGCUCCCAUGACUUUGACGACGACGAGCUUCUCAUAGCCGAGCAGGAGUGGAGGGAGAGCUUGGGUCAGCUGCAGCAGGUCUUUGCCGUCGUGUUCCUUCCUAUCUUCGGCCGCUGGUUGGGCAGAAAGUGGAGUUUCUGGGCAUAUGCCCGCUACCUGAGGCUUGGCCUCAACAGCGCAUUCUUCUUUGGCGAGCGCAGCCCCACUCCGUCACAUUGACAUUCAUACGCGCUGACCAUAGCCUUCGCAGGUGUGAAACCACUAUUGUCGAGAUCGGCUACAAGCUCCUGUAGCAGCGCCCACUCCUCUCUUUUAUAUAGCCCGUGCAGUAGGAUGAACCAUGUAUCGUUGGCUGGGAACACCCUCCGCUGCAGCAUGUCCCUGUAGUAUUGCAU